GUUUCCGGUGCGGCACUUCCGGUGCGGCGGGGCCGAGCGGGGGCACCCGGAGGAGGCCGCGGCCGCCCCUGAGCCCCGAGCGGCCCCGAGCGGGCCGGGCCCGCCGGCCGCGAUCCAUCCUCCAGGACCUUGCUGUGGGAGAGGAGAGGGAAAAAUGGGACUUUGGGAGGAAUUCCCUGCUCAGAGUGAGGCCACCCCAGCCCUGCGUCAUUCCAGGAGGAAUUCUGCUGCAGGAGGGCUCUGGCGCCGGUGACAGGUGACAGCGAUGGGGUAUGAUGUGGCUCGCUUCCAGGGGGACGUGGACGAGGACCUGAUCUGCCCCAUCUGCAGCGGCGUGCUGGAGGAGCCCGUGCAGGCCCCGCACUGCGAGCACGCCUUCUGCAAUGCCUGCAUCACGCAGUGGUUCUCGCAGCAGCAGACGUGCCCCGUGGACCGCAGCGUGGUGACGGUGGCACACCUGCGCCCGGUGCCGCGCAUCAUGCGGAACAUGCUGUCCAAGCUGCAGAUCACCUGCGACAACGCCGUCUUCGGCUGCACGGCCGUCGUGCGCCUCGACAACCUCAUGGCUCACCUCAACGACUGCGAGCACAACCCCAAGCGCCCCGUCACCUGCGAGCAGGGAUGCGGCUUGGAGAUGCCCAAGGAUGAGCUGCCCAACCACAACUGCAUCAAGCACCUGCGCUCAGUGGUGCAGCAGCAGCAGACCCGGAUCGCCGAGCUGGAGAAAACCUCAGCCGAGCACAAGCACCAGCUGGCCGAGCAGAAAAGGGACAUCCAGCUGCUCAAGGCGUACAUGAGGGCGAUCCGCAGCGUCAACCCCAACCUGCAGAACCUGGAGGAGACCAUCGAGUACAACGAGAUCCUGGAGUGGGUGAACUCCCUGCAGCCGGCGCGGGUGACGCGCUGGGGCGGGAUGAUCUCCACGCCGGACGCGGUGCUGCAGGCCGUCAUCAAACGCUCGCUGGUGGAGAGCGGCUGCCCGGCGUCCAUCACCAACGAGCUCAUCGAGAACGCCCACGAGCGCAACUGGCCGCAGGGGCUGGCCACGCUGGAGACCCGCCAGAUGAACCGGCGCUACUACGAGAACUACGUGGCCAAACGCAUCCCCGGCAAGCAGGCCGUGGUGGUGAUGGCCUGCGAGAACCAGCACAUGGGUGAGGACAUGGUGCUGGAGCCGGGGCUCGUCAUGAUUUUCGCUCACGGUGUUGAGGAGAUCUGAAAGGAAUUUGUGGUUUGAUCGUCUCGGAGCUGCUGGGAACGGAGGGGAUGGCCCGGACUUGGAUUUUAGGGUUCCCCCGUUUGAUUGGAACUGUCGUAAAGUCGGCUCGUUUUGAGGAGAGGGGGGAGCGGGGGCUCCGCGCGCUGCCAGAUCCUUCGGGGGUCCCCCCAGAUCCUUGGCUCCCGUGCCCCCAGGACCGGCCGUCUCGUCUCCUCGCCCCCUUCUGGAAUUUCCACCUCGCUUGGUGUCCCCAAAUGGGGCGCUGCCGGUGUCACCAACCCUGCGGUCGGGGGUCCUUGGCCUUGGGGACCCUUCUGUCCCCCUCGCUUCGUGCAUGCCCCGUUCCCUAUCCCCGGGAGCAGCCGGAUCCCCCCCGGGCAUCUCCCACCUCCUCCCAUCUGUGUUUGGCUCUGCUUUCUCCACCCUCGGUGUUACUUUUCCAGACACUCGUGACUGUGGCUCUUGUUUUUUUUUUUGUUUGUUUGUUUUUGUACCUUUUUUUUGUUUUUUGGAUCUUUUCUCAUUUUUACUCCCCCUUUUUAUUUGAUUUUCCAAGUACCGUGGGCAGGCACCUCUGGCCUGGGUCCGUGGGAUUCGUUGGGAGUUUAAUUUAUUUGCAUUUAUUGGGGUUUUUUUCUUUUUUUACCAUUGUUUCUCCUCCGGUGUCGGUCCCGGCGGAUCCGGCGGGAGGCAGGGAUUGAAGUGAUCAAUAAACAGAAUUCUGGUUGCUUUA
Cinclus cinclus is the source of this 1952-nucleotide messenger RNA. RefSeq names its product ring finger protein 41 (gene RNF41). Gene Ontology annotation, molecular function: zinc ion binding; ubiquitin protein ligase activity. The record is from RefSeq and is a predicted model, not a curated record. The transcript is spliced from 7 exons. NCBI's taxonomy places the organism in Eukaryota, Metazoa, Chordata, Aves, Passeriformes, Cinclidae. The coding region runs from base 266 to 1219 and encodes 317 amino acids. Gene Ontology annotation, biological process: positive regulation of JNK cascade; regulation of canonical NF-kappaB signal transduction; tumor necrosis factor-mediated signaling pathway. Gene Ontology annotation, cellular component: plasma membrane signaling receptor complex.